Messenger RNA from Gaeumannomyces tritici R3-111a-1, 1253 nucleotides. RefSeq lists its product as hypothetical. NCBI's taxonomy places the organism in Eukaryota, Fungi, Ascomycota, Sordariomycetes, Magnaporthales, Magnaporthaceae. The coding region runs from base 1 to 1089 and encodes 362 amino acids. The record is from RefSeq and is a predicted model, not a curated record. The transcript has 4 exons.
AUGCUCAUUCAAGGGCAAGCAAGGCCGCUCUUGGCCUUGGCGGUUGGCCUGCUCGUGGCUCAGCAGGCGACCGCGACCUCCCUCUCCAAGACGGGGAGCUCCAGGCCGCAGGCGGGCGUAAGCAAGCUCGAGGUCGAAGGCGAGCUGACGGGCGUCUACUCCAAGCCGUCUCUGAAUACCACUGCGAUAGACGCCAUCGACGCCGCGCUUUGGGAGGUCCUCCCGGCGGUCCCGUCCAGGGUCGAUCCCUGGCGCUCCGGGCUGCUGCCGCUGAACUGCGCGGCGUACCACGCCGAGUCCCCGUCGGUGUCUCCGGGCUUCGACUUCGACGUCUACAAUGUGACCUACAACGACUGCGACAUUCCCUGGAUCUUUUGCCGACACGUCGAUGCGCAGAGGAGCAUCGAAGACAUGACCGAAAUGUUUGGAAAACUCCCAAUCCGCAUGCGUGAGUUGGUCCGCACCGUCGUCGCGAUCCCAGCAGCCGCGCCCGAAGACGACUGGUGGGACGCCUUUAGCGCCGAAUCCGACAUCAUCGUCCGCCCGGGAGGCUGGCAGCUCCGGCUGCUGGCACACGAGGCGGCGCACAUCGUCGACGCCCACUACGCGUCGCCGAACUGGCGGCCCCCCUACAGCGGCCCCAAGUCGACCCCCGGCUCCGGCUCCGGCGUCGCGGGUUGGCUCCGGCGCCACGCGCGGGGCUGGCCGGCCGCCCUGCACAAGCUGGUGAUGAGCGGGGACGGCGGCGGUGGCGGCGAUGGUGAGCUGUACUCGUCGACGGAGCGGUGGCGCGAGGCGGAACGGCGGGACGCUGCGGUCGCGACACCAUACUCGCUGACCAACUGGGUGGAGCACUUUGCAGAGAUGGCCGGGCCCGGGCUGCUCGAGGCGGCGCGCGGGCCCGGCGCCGUCGCCGCCGCCGUGGGCCGGGAGGCGGCCGACGGGCUGAGCGCCCAGAUCGAGGUCUGGAACACCGACUGGGGCUUCCUGGUCGGCGCCGACGCGGGCGGAGGGCAGGGCGUUGGGGAGACGGGGUGUGACGUGCGGGAGAGGCUGCCGCCGGUCGAGGUGAUUCACAAUGUGCUGUAGUUGGGAUGGGCUUUGGGGGCUGGUAGCUUGGAUUUUUGGGGCAUUUGGUUUGUUUCUUGGAUUUUAUCUAGGGCCUCUGAUUUGACGGCCUAGCUAGACGGAAGGAGAGCGGUAACCCGCAUGUCCAUACCGCGUCUUGGCGCUGCUUUCCCCCUACAGUACCC